UACAGGCAAAUUUGACAAGAAAAUGUAUGCGUUUUUAUUAGUCUUUAACGUUAUAAAAUUCUGAUCGCGUGCACCCUUUGGCGAAUCGAUAACGUUAGCGAUUCCUCAAAUUUUUAAUUUGUAAUACAAUAAUAUCUAAGUAAAAGCAACUGAGUUACGUAGAUAAAUAGACUGUGUUAUCUGUGCCACUUGGUCAUCCCAAGGAUUAUACGCCUGCUAUUAAUGAUUUACUAUCUACACCGCAGAAAAAAGUUUUGUUUACGUAAGUUACGUAACAUAAGUUUUAAUCGUGCAAAUAUGUCAUGGGGAUUGGCUAUAACAACGUGGAUAGUUUGGUGGAAGUUUCACUCUUUCACAUAUCUUUCUCCAAACAUUAAAUUUUUGAGGAGAAGUGUGCGCGUAAGACGAGUUUGAUAAGACCUCGAUCACGUGAUGCAGCACCGUACACAGAGCUGUACUGUACAGAGCAGCUCUCAAUCUAACUGAUCUGAUUUCAGUCAGCUGAGAAACACUGAGGAAAAUGUCUAUCACAGUGGACAAGAUAAAGAGCAAAUUUCAAGAUCAAGGGGAUGAGCUUGUCUUCUUCGUUAACGGCAAAAAGAUCAUUGAGAAAAAUGCAGAUCCUGAAACGACGCUUCUGACAUAUAUCAGGAAAACCUUGGGUCUGAAAGGAACAAAACUAGGAUGUGCAGAAGGAGGUUGUGGUGCCUGUACCGUCAUGGUGUCCAAAUACCAUCCACAUCAAAAACGGAUUAUUCACCAUGCUAUCAAUGCCUGUCUGGCCCCGCUGUGCUCUCUGCAUCACUGUGCGGUAACAACUGUGGAGGGUAUUGGCAGUGUGGCCAGCAAACUCCAUCCUGUACAGGAACGAAUAGCAAAGGCUCACGGGUCACAGUGUGGAUUCUGCACUCCAGGAAUUGUAAUGUCUAUGUAUGCACUUUUGAGAAACAACCCUCAGCCGACCAUGCAUGACAUUCAGGAUGCCUUUCAAGGCAAUUUAUGUCGCUGUACUGGGUACAGGCCUAUUCUGGAAGGGUACAGGACGUUUACGAAGGGUGAAGGAUGUUGUGGGGGGAAAGGAGGAACUAAUGGGUGCUGUAUGACAAAUGGACACAUACAGGAGCUUGCUAAUGGAAAUUCAACACAUCAAGCUGAGAAAUUGUAUGACCCUUUAGAGUUUAUGCCACUAGACCCAACACAAGAGAUUAUUUUCCCCCCUGAACUCAUGAGUCUAAGUAAACAACCAGAGAGAGAGUUAAGGUUUAUUGGUGAACGAGUGCUCUGGAUUCAACCCAGCUCCCUCAAUGAUCUCUUGGAACUAAAAGCCACUUAUUUAAAUGCUAAACUAGUGGUUGGGAACACAGAAGUUGGUAUUGAGAUGAAAUUCAGAAACCUUCUUUAUCCUGUGAUUCUGGCACCAGCUUACAUCCCAGAACUGAACAGCAUUCGACACACUCUGAGUGGCAUUAAGGUUGGAGCAUCUGUGACAUUGACUGUACUAGGAGACAUGUUGCGUGAAGCUGUAAUGAAUCUGCCCUCACAUCAAACUGAGGUCUUUAAGGCAGUACUGGAGCAGCUGCGCUGGUUUGCAGGACAGCAGAUUCGAAAUGUGGCAGCUAUUGGUGGCAAUGUUAUGACAGCGAGUCCCAUUUCAGACCUCAACCCCAUCUUCAUGGCUGCAGGCUGCAAACUUACCGUGAUGUCCAAAGAAGGGGAACGCGUUCUUGAGAUGGACGACAAGUUCUUUCCUGGUUAUAGGAAGACUGUUUUGAGGCCAGAUGAGAUUUUGUUGUCUAUUGAGAUUCCAUUCACAAAAAAGGGCCAGUACUUCUCAGCUUUCAAGCAGUCCCCUCGCAAAGAAGACGACAUCUCUAUCGUCACAUGUGGCAUGAAUGUUUGCUUCCAGGAGCGCUCCGACAUUGUGCAGAAUAUCCGGAUAAGCUACGGAGGAAUGGCUCCUGUUACUGUCCUUGCCACAGCCACCUGCAACAGAUUAAUCAACAGGCAGUGGAAUGAGGAGCUCCUGCAGGACGCCUGCACCUCAUUGGCUGAGGAGAUGAGUCUGUCUCCCUCAGCUCCUGGUGGAAUGGUGACAUACAGGCGCACACUGACCAUCAGCCUGUUCUACAAGUUCUUCCUCAUUGUCCAGCACAAACUGGCUCUUGACAUGCAGAUGGAGGGUAUUGUUAUGGAAGAUAUCAGACCAGAUUAUGCUAGUGUUACUGAGCCCUUCCAGAUAGACUUACCAUCCAGCGUACAGCUCUAUCAGGCAGUUCCACCUGAUCAGAGCGGUGAUGAUGUUGUGGGCCAACCGAUUAUGCACCUCUCUGCUCUUAAGCAGGCCACAGGUGAAGCGGUCUACUGUGAUGACAUCCCUUGCUAUGAAAAUGAGCUUUAUUUGGCAUUGGUCACCAGCACUAAAGCUCACGCUCUUAUAAAAUCCAUCGACACUUCUGAGGCAAUGGACAUUCCUGGUGUGGUGACAUUUAUUUCUGCCAAGGACGUCAAAGGAAGUAACAUGACAGGACCUGCUGUUUAUGAUGAGACUGUUUUUGCUGAUAAUAAGGUCACAUGUGUGGGACAUAUAGUGGGAGCCAUUGUGGCAGACACACAGGCUCAUGCUCAGAGAGCAGCCAAAGCUGUAAAGAUAAACUAUGAAGAACUAAAACCUGUGAUUGUCACGAUUCAGGAUGCUAUUACUCACAAUUCCUUCUAUCAUCCAGUGAGAACUAUUGAGAGAGGAGAUUUAACACAAGGAUUUAAAGACUCAGAUCACAUCCUGCAUGGUGAGAUUCACAUUGGAGGACAGGAGCACUUUUAUUUGGAGACUAACUGUACGAUAGCUGUUCCUCGUGGAGAGGACGGGGAAAUGGAGAUGUUUGUCUCAACACAAUCUGCCACUAAGACCCAGAGCCUCGUGGCAAAAGCUUUGGGAGUCCCAGCCAACCGCGUGGUGUGCCGUGUGAAGAGGAUGGGAGGUGGAUUCGGAGGAAAGGAAUGUCGUAGCACCAUGCUGUCCACAGUGGUGGCUGUCGCUGCACAGAAGGUUAAACGACCAGUGCGCUGCAUGUUGGAUCGUGACGAGGACAUGCUGGUUACAGGCGGUCGGCAUCCAUUCUUCGGACGUUACAAGGUUGGAUACAUGAACAAUGGAAAAGUGAUGGCAGUUGAUAUGACUUUAUAUAGCAAUGCAGGCAAUUCAAUGGACCUUUCCUUGUCAAUCUUGGAGAGAGCACUAUUCCACAUGGAUAACUGCUACAACAUUCCUAAUAUUCGUGGCACAGGCUUCAUGUGUAAAACGAAUUUGCCGUCUAAUUCCGCGUUCAGAGGUUUCGGGGGGCCGCAGGGCAUGAUGAUAGCAGAGAGCUGGAUGAGUGAUGUCGCUCAUAGCUGCGAUCUGCCUGCUGAUGAGGUAAGGAGGCUGAAUUUGUACAAGCAGGGAGACCGUACACACUUUAAUCAGCAAUUGGACCAAUUUACCAUUGACCGCUGCUGGCUGGAAUGUAUGCAGAUCUCAGACUUCAGCAACCGCAAGGCUGCCGUAGAAGAAUACAACAGGCAGCACCGUUGGACUAAGAGAGGCCUGUCCAUCAUUCCAACCAAGUUUGGCAUCAGCUUUACUGCUGUCUUCCUCAACCAGGCAGGAGCUCUGGUUCACGUGUACACAGAUGGUUCUGUUCUGCUAACUCAUGGUGGAACCGAGAUGGGACAAGGUCUCCACACUAAAAUGGUCCAGGUGGCCAGUAAAACACUCGGCAUCCCCUGCACAAAGAUUCACAUCACGGAGACCAGCACUAACACGGUCCCCAACACCAGCCCUACAGCCGCUUCGGCCUCCUCCGAUCUUAACGGCAUGGCUGUUUACAAUGCUUGCCAGACAUUGCUAAAGAGACUUCAGCCAUACAAAGACAAGAAUCCUAAUGGAGUUUGGGAGGAGUGGGUAAAUGCAGCAUACUUUGACAGGGUGAAUUUGUCCGCCAAUGGAUUUUACAAGACUCCAGAUCUUGGCUAUGAUUUUGACACAAAUUCAGGAAGACCGUUUAACUACUUCAGUUACGGCGUGGCGGUUUCAGAGGUGGAGAUAGACUGUCUUACUGGCAGUCAUAAGAACCUUCAUACAUCCAUUGUCAUGGAUGUGGGCAAGAGUUUAAAUCCAGCACUGGACAUUGGACAGAUUGAGGGUGGCUUCAUGCAAGGUUUGGGACUGUUCACUCUGGAGGAACUACGGUACUCUCCCGAAGGUUUCUUGUAUACUCGUGGACCUGGAAUGUACAAGAUUCCUGCUUUUGGAGAUAUCCCCACUGAAUUAAAGGUCUCGCUGCUGAGAGACUCUCCUAAUGAGAAGGCCAUCUUCUCCUCAAAGGCUGUUGGAGAGCCUCCUCUCUUUUUGGCAUCUUCAGUGUUUUAUGCCAUUAAAGAUGCCAUCACAUAUGCCAGGGCUGAAUCUGGCCUCACUGGACCCUUUAGAUUGGACAGCCCAGCCACACCUGAACGGAUUCGAAAUGCCUGUGAGGACAAAUUUACUAAACUGUGUCCUCCUGCUGACCCUGGCACAUUUACUCCAUGGGCUGUGCAGGUAUAAAACACACCAAACCUGAUUUAAAGGAUCUCAGCAUCUAUGAGUUCUCAACUGCUGCAUUUGAACGCACAAGACGUUACAGGAAACCAAAACAUUGUGAUUCAUAAUUAUUGCUGAUGAAAUUGAAUUUAGCUGAUCAUGCAUUUUAAUAUGUCAAGGUGCUGUUAAAGUAUGUAGGAAAAAUGUUUUAAAAUUAUCCUACAUGGUUUUUAAUUAUAGUUUUCAUUUAAUUAAAGUGUAAUAAUUACAUUAAAUUUAUUUUAUAUGAUUUCACUGAUUAUGAUUGUAAUUUAUCCGCCUUCACCUCAAUGCUUGCCAUUCUAGCCUACAUAUAGUAAUUUUUACUCAUGAUCAGUGUACUGCUGAGUUUUUUCAUACUUAACCAUCAUAUUUUAUGUUGUAAUGUCAAAUCUUUCCUAACAGAUGUAAAAAGAUAAGGAAGUAUUAAUUUUAAUUGAAUGACUCAAAGUGCCAAAUGUAUCUAACUUUAUUUUAUAUGAAAAUAAAGUCUGUUUUCUUAUUA
Misgurnus anguillicaudatus (oriental weatherfish) is the source of this 5102-nucleotide messenger RNA. RefSeq names its product xanthine dehydrogenase (gene xdh). Gene Ontology annotation, molecular function: FAD binding; iron ion binding; xanthine dehydrogenase activity. NCBI's taxonomy places the organism in Eukaryota, Metazoa, Chordata, Actinopteri, Cypriniformes, Cobitidae. The record is from RefSeq and is a predicted model, not a curated record.